This is a messenger RNA of Saccharomycopsis crataegensis, 876 nucleotides long. It is a transcript of the gene TYW3, whose product is annotated as tRNA methyltransferase TYW3. NCBI's taxonomy places the organism in Eukaryota, Fungi, Ascomycota, Saccharomycetes, Ascoideales, Saccharomycopsidaceae. The record is from RefSeq and is a predicted model, not a curated record. The transcript has a single exon. The coding region runs from base 1 to 876 and encodes 291 amino acids.
AUGAAGCAAAACCCUUUUUUACAAAAAAAAGCAGCAAUUCUUGAGUCAAUCAAGGAGAACUCUCCUGAUUCGCCCGAUGCUUCGCCCAAAGGAACCAUCGAUAUCCUUUGUAUGCCGAUCAUCAACCUCAUCAACUCCAGUCCCAACAUGGUCACCACCUCCACUUGCUCAGGAAGGGUCAGUGUGUUCCUAGAAGGUUCCAAAAUCGUUUCUGAAUCAUCGAAUGUCAAAGCUGGAGGAAAAGGCGAAGGAGGGAAAUGGUUAUUUGUCACCCAUGACGUUAAUGAACUAGACGGAUGGGACGAUGAAUUUUUACAAAACGACGUUCACCAACUACGAGAUCCCGAAGCAGUGACUAAUGCUGGAAAUGAUAUUGCUACAAGAUACUUGCUUUUUAAGUUUGAACCGUUGAUCUUACACGUUUUAUGUGCCGAUUACCCAACGGCAUGUGAGUUGUAUUCGACCGCCAUGGGAUGUGGGUUUAGAGAAUCGGGGAUUGGGAAAAACAAUAAUGUUGCUAUCAGAGUAUCGAUCAGAUUAGAUGUACCUAUUGGGUACCUCGAUGAAAAAACCGGGGAGAUCAAUGUAUUUGUUGAGCAAUAUGUUUUAAAAGUGUUAACCCAGAUGUCUCGAGACAAAUUCCAUCAAAACACAAAGAAGUUACAAGAAUUACACGAAAGUAUUGAAAAGAUGAUGUCAAUGAUGCUGCUGAAACCUGAUAAGAAACAAGAAACCAAGGAAGAACGAAGACACAGAAAGAUUCAAGAAGGGAUGGCGAGACGAGAUGCGGUGCUCCAGCAGAAAGCGUUAGCCAGGAAGAAGAAGUUGGAGGAGGAGGAAAAAGCGAAAGCAGGACAAUUAUCUGAGGUUAUAUAG